UAUAAUCAAGAAGUGUUGAGUACACGUGGUCGUGCGUAGCUUCAAAAUUAAUAUUCGAAAUUUUCAUCGAGAAUAUCUACAUUUCCAAAUUACAAUUAAAUUAACAUAAUUAAUCGGUUAAUUUUUUUUUUUUUUAAGUGAACGGUGCUCACUUGAAGCCCCUGGAUCGCGACGACAUGAAACCUAAGAUCGGCGCGCAAUGGAAUCCGCUGAUUAAUCCCGCCAGGUCUCACGACGCGACCGCAUCGGCAGCCUCGAGUAAAUCGACACGCGAUAAAGGCAGCAACGGAAGUACCGCGAAAGGAACUCGAGAAACGUGCGAGGACUUUUUACAAUCUUGGAGAGCAAUCACGGAUUAUUGCGAAAAGUUUGCCUACAUGUGGAAUCACAGAAACGACCUGCAGCAUCGCGUCUUCCGGGUGGAAAUCCCGCCGUCUUUCCUCGGUGACUUCGCGAACGCGUGUCAGCAGCACCUGUCACGUGUGGACGACGUAACGUCAAUUAUAGAACUUCUCGGUAUACUGAGCACGUGUAAUCGCUUCGAUCUGACGGUGUGCUUCAUGACGAGAGACGAGAUAUCUAUGUUCGAGCGGCUUUUCCGACAAUUGCAGCUCGACGGAAAGCCGUCAGAAUCUUUCGAAAGUGCGACCAAAUCGUUAGCCGCGAAAUAUCGGAUUAAGCUCGAUUAACAAAGCAUAGCUGUGUAUUCGUCUUACAAAUAAUAUUACGACGUAGAUAAACGAGGAGGAGGCAGAGAUGAAACAAAAUAAAUGUGACUGUUGAUUAAAGUCUAUUGCUAAAUUAUUAGAUAUUAUUAUUACAAAUAAUCUAUCUGAAAUUAAUCAAAAAUUAAUCGAACGUUGCUAAAGUGAAGAACGGACUAGACUCGUUUUAUAAAUAAUAUUACCAGUGUGAAUAAACGGGAGAGAUGAAAAUACACAAAAUAAAUAUUUAAAGA
This is a messenger RNA of Wasmannia auropunctata (little fire ant), 958 nucleotides long. RefSeq lists its product as uncharacterized. The record is from RefSeq and is a predicted model, not a curated record. Bases 177 to 689 code for a protein of 170 amino acids. The transcript is spliced from 3 exons. Gene Ontology annotation, cellular component: outer dynein arm. Lineage: Eukaryota; Metazoa; Arthropoda; Insecta; Hymenoptera; Formicidae. Gene Ontology annotation, biological process: determination of left/right symmetry; epithelial cilium movement involved in extracellular fluid movement; inner dynein arm assembly.